Messenger RNA from Gossypium arboreum, 870 nucleotides. RefSeq lists its product as uncharacterized. The record is from RefSeq and is a predicted model, not a curated record. Lineage: Eukaryota; Viridiplantae; Streptophyta; Magnoliopsida; Malvales; Malvaceae. Bases 74 to 679 code for a protein of 201 amino acids. The transcript has a single exon.
AAUAACAAAAUUAAAUAACACCAUCUAAUACAACACAAAUUGAUUUCUCCCUUCAUUUUCUCUAAAGCUAGCUAUGGGUUCCUCAUCAACUACUCAAUUUGGGCAUCAUCACCAAACGCCAGCAAAAGAAUGUGGCCCCAUAAUUCCGGCCACCAAAAGCCCUUGGUUUUCAUCCUCACUGAGAUCUUCGUAUUUUCCCGAUGAUUCGCCUCUCAGCCCCGCAACUCCGUUCCGAUUCUCAGGUGUACCAUUUUCUUGGGAACAGUUACCAGGGAUCCCAAAGAAGCUACAUAACCACAACAACAGAAAAGAGUCCAUGAAGUUGCUGCCAUUGCCUCCCCCGACUACCCCACGAACCUCCUCAAAAACCUACAGCUUCGAAGAUAUGUUAAGCAGGAAAAAGGCAUCCGCCGGCGCUUCAGAGAGUUUCCGGCGGAUGGACCCAUUUUUCGCGGCGUUGGUUGAGUGUUCCAAGGAAGACCGUGAUGGUGACGAAGAAACUGCAAGAAAUCUGUGGACCGGAGCUAAGGUAACAAGAAGUAUGAGUGACAGGUUGGGGUUUAUUAAUCUUUACACUUCUUGUAAAAGAAGUUGCGCAGUUUCGGAAUCAAUAGUGUAUCUCCCAAGGUCUCGAAGAAGUGCUGAUUAUGGCUUAAUUAGUAAUCGUCGUCCUCGUUAAGUUCACCCCCAUCAAUUAUCACUUUGCAAUAGUGGGGUUGUGAUCAUAUGGUGUUAAAUAAGAUAAGAAGUUUGAUUCCUUUUACUUUCUUCUGUUUUCUUUGAAGAUGAAGACAAGGGAUGAUGUCUUCAAGACUAAAAGUCAUUUGUAAUAUAAUAUUUAAUGGAGAGACGAAAUUAGACGUGAGUGUA